Molecule: messenger RNA, 1645 nt
Organism: Aptenodytes forsteri (emperor penguin)
Lineage: Eukaryota; Metazoa; Chordata; Aves; Sphenisciformes; Spheniscidae
Gene: TPM2
Product: tropomyosin 2 (beta)
Exons: 9
Coding region: 16-870 (284 amino acids)
Biological process (GO): actin filament organization; muscle contraction
Cellular component (GO): actin filament
Molecular function (GO): actin filament binding
Source: RefSeq, a predicted model, not a curated record
CGCCCCGCCGCCACCAUGGAGGCCAUCAAGAAGAAGAUGCAGAUGCUGAAACUGGACAAGGAGAACGCCAUCGACCGCGCCGAGCAGGCGGAGGCCGACAAGAAGCAGGCGGAGGACCGCUGCAAGCAGCUGGAGGAGGAACAGCAGGGCCUGCAGAAGAAGCUGAAGGGCACGGAAGAUGAGGUGGAGAAGUACUCCGAGUCCGUCAAGGAGGCCCAGGAGAAGCUGGAGCAGGCGGAGAAGAAAGCUACAGACGCUGAGGCUGAAGUGGCUUCUCUGAACCGCCGCAUUCAGCUGGUGGAGGAGGAGCUGGACCGAGCCCAGGAGCGCCUGGCCACCGCCCUGCAGAAGCUGGAGGAGGCUGAGAAGGCGGCUGAUGAGAGCGAGAGAGGCAUGAAGGUCAUCGAAAACAGGGCCAUGAAGGAUGAGGAGAAGAUGGAGCUCCAGGAAAUGCAACUGAAGGAGGCAAAGCACAUAGCAGAGGAGGCUGACCGCAAAUACGAGGAGGUCGCCCGCAAGCUGGUCGUCCUUGAGGGAGAGCUGGAGCGCUCAGAGGAGAGGGCAGAGGUGGCGGAGAGUAAAUGUGGUGACCUAGAGGAGGAGCUGAAAAUUGUCACCAACAACUUGAAGUCCCUGGAGGCCCAGGCUGACAAGUAUUCCACCAAGGAGGACAAGUAUGAGGAGGAAAUCAAGCUUCUAGGGGAAAAACUGAAGGAGGCUGAGACCCGAGCAGAGUUUGCAGAGAGGUCUGUGGCAAAGCUGGAGAAAACCAUCGAUGAUCUAGAAGACGAAGUGUAUGCACAGAAGAUGAAGUACAAAGCCAUCAGCGAGGAGCUGGACAAUGCACUUAACGACAUCACCUCCCUCUGAGCCCCCCGCCGGGCACCAGCACUGCACCCCCCCACCUGCCUCUCCCCUCCCCAGCUUGGCCACUUGCCUGCCCAGCCAUCCCACUGCUCUCCCUGUCCGCUCUGUCCUCUUCUGUCCUUCCUAGCCCGUGCCUGUCCGUUGGCUCCUUUGGGACAGGAGCCAGCCCGGGGUAUUCCCGCAAUAGCCCUCUUUGUGGGGAGAAGAGUUGUAGGUGCUUAGGGGUGUUUGGCAGGGGAGGGGAACAGCCCCUGGGACCCCCAUGUGCUGGGUGGACAGUGCCUAUGCAGUUGCAGGUCCGUGCCCCAGCAUUGCCCAGUGGGGAACAGGGCUGUGCCCAGGACCCCUUCGCUCCAGCAGCUCCCUCCUCGACCCCCCAGCAGCACAAGCACCGGAGACCCCGCAGCUCCAGGGCCGGCGGGCCACCUGCCUCCCCACACCCCCACCAGCAAAGCCCUCCCCAGUGCUGCUUGCUGGGCCCAGGGUGGGGAGGACCUGCACAGGGGCAGUGGCACCUCCACCGCCAAAGCUCAGGCCCGGGGGAUGUGUGGUGCCCAGUUGCUGGCUGAGGUUAAACCACGAUGGGAAGGUUGGGUCCGGCUGUGCAGGCAGCCCUUUGCCAGGCAGGCAGCCCCCAGACCCCCGGCUCCUCCAUCACCCCUGCCUCCCUUCUGUCCUUUCCACAUCGCUCUUCAGUUUGCAUUUCAUGACUUUUCUUUUAUGUUCUGUCCCUCUGGGUUACUGAGUUGGUCUCAAUAAAGCAUUUCCUUUCCUUGGU